Messenger RNA from Gasterosteus aculeatus aculeatus (three-spined stickleback), 665 nucleotides. It is a transcript of the gene ier3, whose product is annotated as immediate early response 3. The record is from RefSeq and is a predicted model, not a curated record. Lineage: Eukaryota; Metazoa; Chordata; Actinopteri; Perciformes; Gasterosteidae. Gene Ontology annotation, biological process: negative regulation of apoptotic process.
AAGCAACACGUCGUCCUCGGGGCGGGGCCAGCCGGGUCCUGGGCGGCUCUCGAGGCGCACAAGCCGGCGCGCGCGGAUAUAAGAGCGGAGGCGCGCGCUGCCCGACACUCACCGACCUGCUCCCGGAGAAAAGCACCAUGUACUCCCGAUCCAACAGCGUGACUCUGACGGUGCCGCGGGAGAGCUUCGGCUUCCCCGCGGGCUCCACCCGCAGCACGGAGCCCGAGGUCUUCACCUUCGAGCGGGCGUCCGCUCAGGCCACCGCCGUGCUGUCCUACGUGCCCAUCCGGCCCAGGAAGCGCUGCGCCCGCGUGAUGUACCCGGCCAAAGUGCGCAUGCACCUCCCGCCGCCGGAGAGGAGCGCCGCCAAGCGCUGGCUGCUGGUGCUGUGCCUGGUGGUGCUGUGGCAGAUCUACACCGAGGAGCCCUGCGGCUCCGACCCGCUGGCGCCCGGCGGCGCCGACGGCCCGGUGUCGGUCAGCGACUUCCAGAGCUACACCUGCCCCCAGCAGUCCGCGGAGGAGCCGCCGCGGGCGGAGCUGGGGCCCGGACCCGGGCUCCUCUCCGCCGCGCCGGCGGUCUGAGGACGGCGGCUCCUCCGGGGGAGCGAGAGAGGAAUCCCGGGGAGGAUCCGCAGCAGGACGCCCCCCCCCCCCCCCCCGGGG